CUGUUGCUACCACGAGUAGAGAUUUAGAUACAGACGCAAAGAGGAAGCUGAAUUUUGUGGCGAAGAGGAAAAAUAACAAAAAGAAAUCAUGUCUCGUUUAGUGCCCGUGAAUUACUUUGAUUGGGGAUUCUUUGACAGACAAAAAUCAUUGUUUCCUAAAUUUCAAAGCACCUUUAAUGAAAGUUUCGAAGACUUUGAUCGUGAGUUAGAAAAAAUAAGAAAAGAGAUGUUUCAGCUCACUCCCAUGGACUUCGGUGCCGAUUUUGGAAGUGACCCUUUCGGCAAAGACCCAUUUGGUAAAGAUCCCUUUGACAAGGACUUUUUCGGAAAGGAUCCUUUUGCAGGAUUCGGCUCGAGCAUGUUAAAAGUUGAAAAACCUUUUAUUGAAGACUUUUCUGGAAAUAAGAAAUUGAAUUUGAAAUUCGAUUGCACUCAGUUUAAACCGGAAGAGAUCACAGUGAAGACCGUGGACCGGAACUUGACUGUUCACGCCAAACACGUGGAGGAAUCUCCCGGGAAAAAGGUACACCGCGAGUUUACCAAGUCCUACCUUCUUCCCGAUAACAUUGACCCCAUGAAGGUCACUUCCUCUUUAUCUGGAGACGGUGUCCUAUGCAUUGAAGCCCCGGCCCCUCAAAGCGUAGAGACCCGCAAAGAAAGAAUCAUUCCCAUCGAGAAACUGGCAAUUAAAUAACUUUUGUAAAAUCGUGUGAGUACUCUGUAUGCGUGUGUUUGUCUUUUUAUUUUUAAUACAUGCGAGAGUGAAGGAUUCAUUAGUUAUGUCUUGUCUGGGAUUCCUAAUGACACAUGUUUUGGACUCGCAAAAAUGUAUUGUUUAUAAUUGUUAAGAAUGCAAAUAAAUGAUGUUUUAAAUUUU
Molecule: messenger RNA, 877 nt
Organism: Magallana angulata
Lineage: Eukaryota; Metazoa; Mollusca; Bivalvia; Ostreida; Ostreidae
Product: alpha-crystallin A chain-like
Exons: 1
Coding region: 89-694 (201 amino acids)
Biological process (GO): response to heat; protein refolding
Molecular function (GO): protein folding chaperone
Source: RefSeq, a predicted model, not a curated record